UAGUCAGUCGAAAAUGUCGGCUAUUCGUUUAAUGUUGGUGCUGCUGGUUAUAGCGGCAGUGUCGAUAUUUCAUGUUAAUGCUGCCUAUCGAAAACCGCCUUUCAACGGAAGCAUUUUCGGCAAACGCGCCAAUUCCAUUUCUGAUUACGAUAUUGCCAACCGCGCCAUGGAUGCAAUAUGCGAGAUAGCAAGGGAUAACUGCAACGCAUGGUACGCGCAUCAAGAUUCCAACUGAAGAUACUUGAAGUAAAAAAAGGAUCAA
Molecule: messenger RNA, 262 nt
Organism: Ceratosolen solmsi marchali
Lineage: Eukaryota; Metazoa; Arthropoda; Insecta; Hymenoptera; Agaonidae
Gene: SIFa
Product: neuropeptide SIFamide
Exons: 2
Coding region: 14-235 (73 amino acids)
Source: RefSeq, a predicted model, not a curated record